Molecule: messenger RNA, 804 nt
Organism: Echinops telfairi (small Madagascar hedgehog)
Lineage: Eukaryota; Metazoa; Chordata; Mammalia; Afrosoricida; Tenrecidae
Gene: ACBD7
Product: acyl-CoA binding domain containing 7
Exons: 4
Coding region: 30-296 (88 amino acids)
Biological process (GO): fatty acid metabolic process
Molecular function (GO): fatty-acyl-CoA binding
Source: RefSeq, a predicted model, not a curated record
GGUCUGUCGCCAGCGGUCCUUCUUUGACCAUGUCUCUACAGGCUGAUUUUGAUAGAGUCGCAGGAGACGUGAGGAAACUGAAGGCCAAGCCCAAGGACGAAGAACUGAAAGAAAUCUAUGGGCUCUACAAGCAAUCUGUCGUUGGAGACGUUAACAUUGAAUGUCCGGGACCAUUGGAUUUAAAGGGCCAGGCAAAAUGGCAAGCCUGGAGCACCCACAAAGGGUUGUCAAAGGAAGAUGCUAUGAGGGCCUACAUCUCUAAAGCCAGAGAACUGAUCGAGAAAUAUGGAAUCUAAAAUUCAGCAGAUGAGAACUUCUCUGUGGAAGCCUUCAUAAUGGUAUCAGGGCCUGACACAGAGAGAAGAAAUGAACUGUUAACUUUUCAUGCAGCCUGUGUGUUUUUUUUGCUAAUUAACAUGACUUGUAAUGCUGAAUUAAAAGCAUGCUGAGAUGAUAUUUAAUUACAAGUUAAACUUGCGUCAAUUAGGUGCUCUGUUGAGUUCUUUUAAAACAAUGGUCGCUCUGGUAGUAUGCACCAAAGCAUCGUUUGCUCUUUUGGCUCUUCUCUUUCUCUAGAAUGAGUUGGUAUUACUGGUCCAAUAACAACAGAACCAAUAACCUGUUAAAUCUCUUACACCUUGUCUCUCUGGGGUCCACACUGAAAGAGAGAGGGGCUUUGGAGUCACAGACAUUUCUAGUCUCCACUCUUAUUCUGUGAUUUACAUACUAGGGGACCUGGGCCAAGCUAUGUAACCUGACUCCAAGCACCGUCUGUAGAUUCUCUCUCUCUCUCUCUCAAUGCCA